Molecule: messenger RNA, 7294 nt
Organism: Eriocheir sinensis (Chinese mitten crab)
Lineage: Eukaryota; Metazoa; Arthropoda; Malacostraca; Decapoda; Varunidae
Product: exportin-4-like
Exons: 23
Coding region: 66-3425 (1119 amino acids)
Biological process (GO): protein export from nucleus
Cellular component (GO): nuclear pore; cytoplasm
Molecular function (GO): small GTPase binding; nuclear export signal receptor activity
Source: RefSeq, a predicted model, not a curated record
UAGGGAGGGAGGCAAGGGAGUAAGGGAGGGAGGUGCAUGGCCGCCACCAGAGGGCAGACGCCACUAUGGAGCAGCUGGAGAAGGCGGCGCAGAUCUUAAUGGCACCACCUGACCUGGUGACAUCAGAACAGCGUCAUGAGGCAGAGCAAGUGUUUCUCCAGCUACGCAACACCAAGAACCCCUUCAACUUGUGUCGGCAGCUGCUGGAGACCUCCCAGGACACGUACCUGUUGUUUGAGGCGGCCACUCUGCUGCGCGUGGGGGUCAUCCGGGAGUGGCGUGACCUGAGCAAGGAGGACAGCCUGCAGCUGCGCCAGUACAUCGUGCAUUAUGUGGUCAACAGACGCAACAUCCCCCACUAUGUCCGGGAGACCCUCGUUCAGGUGAUUGGCAUUAUGGUGAAGCGUGGCAGCGUGGAAGAUCAGGGGGAUGACCGUGGACGCCUGCUGACCGAGGUGGAGCAGCUGAUAUCCUCGGGUGACAACACAAUGAGAAUGAUCGGCUGCAGCAUCAUCAGCGCCCUCAUGCAGGAGUACGCCGUCACCGUCAAGUCCACAGAUGUUGGACUCACCUGGGAGACUCACUUCAAGGCCAAGAAGCAGUUUGAAGGCACAGACUUGCGGCGAAUAUUCCAUUUCAUCGUGAACCUGUUGGGGGAGGUGGUGAAAGUGGAGGGCAAGAUGAGCGAGGAGCUGUCCGCCCUCCUCCUCAAACUCCUGGUGAUAGCUGAGACAACCCUCACCUGGUCCUUCAUAUCCCUGCACUUGCCCAAGCGGCUGAUGAGUGUGUUUGAGCAGGACCAGAACCCGUCGCUGCGCCCUGGACAGCAGUGGCGGGAGACCUUCCUUGACCCGGCCAUCGUGCAGCUGUUCUUCAAGCUGUACUGGCGGGUGCGAGGAGACUGGGACCUGGGCCACCGCGCGCUGAACUGCCUGGUGCAGCUGGCGUCCCUCAACGGUGCCGUCCUCAUCAACAGACAGGUCCGCAUCAAGUACCUCUCACAGUACCUGGAAUGCCUCUUCUCGCUGCUCUCCAGCACGGACAUCUCUGAGGCUGAGGCGCUGGGGGUGAGCAACAUCUUCAGGAAGCUGCUGCUGUUCUUCCCGCCCUCGGUGCUUGUGGCGCUGCCUGAGGAGAUGCUGCGGCAGCUCGUGGACAACCUCACCGCCCUCACCUGCAAGUUUGCCCAGGGAGCCGCCCAUGAAGAGAUGCUGGACCAUGAGGACCAGCUGUACAUGGAGGCGUUUGAGCAGAUGCUGCAGUCGUGGGUGUGCAUCCUGCAGGAGAGUAGCAGUUGUAACAGUGCCCAGGUGAAGCAGAGUGCCACCCUCAUCUUCGACACCUACCUCAAGUGUCACCUGGCGCCCCCCGAGGGAUCCAGAGUGGCGGUGGAUGCCGAUGAAAUCUCGGAGACUGUACAGACGGAUCGUGUGGCCUUCAAGGAGCAGCUGGUCCUCAUCGGCCUGUGUGGGAGGCAGGCCCCCGAACACAGCGUGCCUCUGCUGACACAAUUGCUGGAGGACCGCAUCACCCGCAUGCGUGCACAGCUCACCCACAUCCACACCAACAACCUCACCAUUGCCCAGAACACACAGCUGGACCACCUCUAUGAAGACAUACACUGGCUGCUUCUCAUUGCUGGGCACGUCACAACCAUGGACAACGAGGGGGAGACGGCACUCAUCCCGUCCGAGAUGGUGAGCUACAGCGUAAGUGCCGCCCCGACCAUCAACCUGGAGGCCACCCUGAGGCUCCUGGCAGCUCCGGCACAGAUGCCCGCCGAGGUCCCCAACAGUGCUGCAUCAGACCCCGUUAUAAGGCUGAUGAGUAUGGUGAUACGGCUGUGUGAAACGGAAUCUCAAGCGCUCAAAGCCAAUCUGGGACACCUGCUCAGCCCGGAGGUGUCGUCGUCUCUCAUGUGGUUCCUCAGACGCUUCUGCCUCUCCUACCUGCUGCCUGAUGAGUCCUUCUACAGUGAGCUGAGUGUGGCCCUGACCUCGGCAUUUGGGCGGGACUCUGAGGGGGCAGCAUGGACCCUCAACUACCUGCUGUCCGUGGUGGAGCAGAUGUUGAGGCUGCGCAGUGCUGAGCCUGGCCUGGUGGAGGACACGGUGAACCUCCUCGUCACCAUGGUGGACAGCAAGGAGAGGGGCCAGUACCUAGUGAAGACAGAGGGCCUGAUGGAGCUGGUGGCCCUGCAGCAGAGUGGCACGCUGGGGGCACUCUCCUCCCUGGCACAGCGUGGACUCAUGCAGGGUCUGGUGAUGUGUGCAGCUGCUCUCGGAGACCCUGAUGCACGCACGCAGUUCUGGACACACGUGCUGGACCCUCCUGUCACCUCCUUCAAGCAGCUCAUGGCCUCAGAGACCUUCACCAAGCAGUACCAGCAGGAGGACAUGAAGAAGCAGGUCCUCUACCACAUCGACAACUUCAUUGGUGCAGUUCAGGGGUGCCUCAUGCCCACCGCCCAGUGUCUCUUCUCGUGGCUGGUGGGGGUGCUGGGGGACAGUGUGCGACUGCUGGACAUGUACCACAACUACCCCACAGUGGUGGAGACAGUGCUGGAGCUGUUUGUGGAGUGUGGCCGCCGCAUGUUGUGCUACCUUACACCGAGCGCCAGUAAGCAGCUUUACGAGGCGUCGGUGCACUUGGUGGGCACGUACGCCAAGCACAACAUUGGGCGCCGCACGCUGGAGGCCCGGGGAGAGGAGGACCAGUGGAGGGACCUGCAGCUGCUCAUGGAACUCCUCACCUCACUACUGUCCAAGGACUUCAUUGAUCUGGCGCCGUCAGGUCACGGGGAGGACCAGGAGGUGGUGGCCGCGGCGGAUGUGUGUCUCUUCGGCCUCAACAUCAUCAUGCCGCUCAUGUCUCGGGACUUGCUCAAGCUGCCCUCGCUGUGCUCCCAGUACUUCAAGAUGGUGACCUUCAUCGCCGAGAUCUACCCCAGCAAGGUGUGCAUGUUGCCUGAGGAGCUCAUGAAGAACCUCCUGGCAUCCAUUGAGCUGGGCCUCACCAGCUUUGGCGCUGAUGUAGGAACAUUGUCCUUUGACUUCUUGGUGGUCCUUGGCUCAUACAUCCACAAGAACUGUGGGCCAGAGUUGCCUGUGCGGCAGGGACUGCGGCCGUUCCUCAAGCUUGUACUGGAUUUGAUAUUGUCCCAGCAAAUCAAUUCUGACCUGCUCCAAGCAGCCUCAGCAGCACUCUACACACUCAUCUGCUGCUUCCAGGCAGAGUACCAAGAACUGGUCCAAACACUCCUGCACAGCCAGACGGACCCCACCACUGGGCAACGCCUGGCGGAGUCCUUCACGCAGCUCACCACCAACGUGGAGCUCACCGCAGACCGCAUCAACAGGAUCAAGUUCAGGGACAACUUUGAGAAAUUCAUUGCCAAUGUCAGAGGCUUUUUACUGGUCAAGUAAAUCCUUCGGUGAUAUGUACAUAUUUUUAAAGCAGACAAGCCCAUGACUAAUGUUCAGUAUAAAGUUUUAUAUCGUAAACUUUAUAGAAAAUUCUCUUUCUCUCUCUUUCUCCCUAUCUCUCUUCCUCUCUCUCUUUCAGUAUGUCUCCAACCUUUCAAAGUUUCCUAGUGCUGUGAUGUAUCACUUGUAAAAACUAAUGAUGAGCUUCACAAAUACUGGAUAUCACGUCUGUACAGCAGGUGGAGGCUGGGCGUUGCGGCUCCAGCCGGGGCGCCGGCAGGAGGCACUGGCAAGAUUCACACAAUUUAAUUAUUAGUAGAAUUUUUAUAUAAAAGACCUUGAAGCUUAAUUUAGGUUUUUUAGAGAAGUUGGUUCAGAUCCGAGGUCAGUGUGGCCUUCCUCAAGCUAAUUUCUUGUGUUGCGUCCACUGCAGGUUCCUAGAGGGUGAGAAGUUGCAUUGCAUUUUGUAGAGUCUUGGUGCAGUGAGGGGGUGGCCUCACACCUCAGUUAAGAUACUUUGAUCUCGUUUCUGUAGCUUAGCUGUAGCCGUUAGCCUGGAUUUUAGCAUUUCAUGGCCUUGAGGUGUCGCAGGCGUGGCCGGCUGGCAACGCUGCAUUGUCCGCCGGAGUGACUCGCCGGCGGUGCGGGACGGCAGCAUGAGUUACUUUUAAGUAGUGAACAGUCUUGCCUUCCUUUGCUUCCAAGGAAGUUAAUGAUGUUUUCUUACAUUUCCUAAAGUUUGUAUCCAUAACAAGCAACUAUAGUCCUCUCCCAGUGGACCUGGGACAGCCGAGGCCUGGAGCACUGCCGGCUGGGACAGAGGAGUGUGCCGAGCCGUGCCGCAGAGUGAUGCAUUAGGGGUGUGAGUUGUGUGGGAGGAACACACAGCAGCCUUGGGAUGCCACCAAGUGUUAGCCUGACUUGUUGCUUUAGGACCAGGACUCCAACCAACCAAUGGCUGUGUUAUUAUUCAAAACUAUCGCACUAAGUCCAUUAUUCAUUUUUCAUAAUUAUAUCUUAACUGCACAUGUUUUUCAUCUCUCAUAGAUAGUGAUAAGCCAGUAUGUAGUUGUCAUGUCAGCUUUGUACAUAUAUUAUUUAAGACACAGGUAUCGUACUCCAGUAAGGCAUCAUAAUGAAUGUUACGUGUAAGUUCUGUCUUGGUAGUUCCCGGAGCAGGAACCUGUGACUGGUGCUGCCUUCUGGUUCCAGCUACACCUACAGAAAGAGCAUAAUUAAUAAAUUUUCACUUUUUUACUAUAAUAUUUGACAAAUAUUGUAUUGUCACUGGAUAUGAAAUUGUGCAAUUUGUUGUGUCGACAAUUCAGUUUUGGAACAGCUGCUGUGGCUGAGCUACACCACCACAACAGCAGCUUGUGGUCCAUGUCACUGCUGUGGCAGAAAACUUGGUCUGCCAACAAGUGCUUCAGUUUAUGAUGAUGCAUAAUUUUGGAGUGCCUCUGCUAAAGUGUCUAAGGCUCAUGAAUUUGUCAUUCAUUGACUAAAAGCAUUGGCUUCAUGCAUAUAUUUUGGAAAGUAAUUUGUCUACAGGAAACAAUGUUUAGAGUUAAACAGAUGGCCCUGUUACAAAGGAUGCUGAUCAAGCUAAGAUUUUAGCAUGAUCUAACCUGACCUGACUAAGCAUCCAACACCCAUUAGUGCAGCAACUCCUUGAGAAUCUUCUUGUCUCCUUCUUUAGCACAUCCUUGCUUCCUUCACACACGCUGAUGACCCAUCACAUGCUUCACACCUAGAAAGAAUUCAUUCACUUCCCACCACCACCAUCAUCACCACAAACAACCAUCUCCAUGUCACUGCCUCCACUGCAUUUGAACCUUAGUGUAGGUGUCAGUAACACAAACUUUCCGUGUGUGUGUGUCUGGUGGACUCUGUCGUUAAGGGUCGUGGAUGAUAUUCCCUGGCAGGGAUUGUAGAUGUUCUUGAUGAGUUAGUCUUGAAACAGGUUAUGCUGUUUAUGUUGCUGCUUGGCAGUGUCUCAGUGAACAUUAAGAAAAAUUAUUAAUAUUGAUAUUCAUGGUUUGGUUAUGAGUUUUUUGUUGUGUUUGUUUUCUUGUUACUUUGUUUCCUUGACUUCAACCAAAGAUAUUUUAUCUUCCCUUUGUAUUGUAUUAUCAGAUAUGAAAUUGGCAUUGUUUAUAUACUUUUGAUUAUUUUGUUUUUAAUAUCAGCUGGUACUAGCUUACCACAGCAAUGUUUUAAGGAUCUGACUUGCAGCCUUGUUGUGCUGUAGGUGGUUUCAAUUUACUCAUUUUAUUUUUCAUGUGUGUGACAUAAGUCUCCAGACAAUGUUUAUGAGUACUGAAACAGUCUGGCUUUUUAAACCUGCUGUUCCCUAAAUCUCUCUUGUUGCAUCCAAACAUUGGUUGUUGGCAUGUUGCCAGUCUGGUGGUAGUUAAGAUGAGGAAAGUGCCAAGUGACUGGUGCAUAGUGGGAGUGUCUGGACAACAGAAGUGCAAGCUGGACCUGUGACAACUACACAACCUCUGUAUCAAGCCCGCAGGGACUGUCCUGCCAGAACAAACACGACAUGCAAUGCAUUUUCAGAAAGACAGACGCCCUGUCGAGGGUAGUGGGCAGCACCACCCACAGGAUGACAAGCCAGUCAAGAAAGGAAAAUGUUGCUUAAUUCUUUGCCCAAAAAUUAGGUUGAUAAUUACUCAUGUCUAGCCAAUAAGUUGAUAUUAAUACACUUUUCUAAUGAGGCCUCGGAAGAGACUUGGUAGUGUGUCUGUACAGUGUUGGGUCUCCCCCGGGACCCACUUCACUCCCACACACAAAAGCUUUAUAUAAUUUUAAAACAAACUCUUGACUUUGAAAUGUAAGGAUAGUUUUAAUUAUUGUCACAAAUUGGUUGCAUCCGUCACGAAUAGAAGUGAAUGUCAACUUACUAGUUAAUCUUGUUGUUAGUUGUGGUCGGCCUGAUUCAGUAGUGCUUCAGACAAGCCUCACUGUACAGCAACUCAAGAUUCAUAUCACAUUGUAUAUUUAAAUUUCUACGCUAGUGUUUGCAGCUUCUCCAUUGUAGGUUGAUGUGUUGGUGUACACAAGGUAGAAAACCAUUUUCAUUGUAUGAUGAACUACUGAAGGUAAAGAACUUUAUUUUUUUAUUUUAAGUUCAGUUUUAUAUUAAUUGUGUGUCUGUUGAAGGAGUAACAGUAUUAGAUUAGUCUGUAACGAGGUGCUUGUGUUUAAAUCAGUAACUUUGUAUACAGAUGAGUCCAUGGUAGCCUUCUCUGACCAUGCUUGAGGAGUACAGGCAAGGACCGCUGGUGAGGCGCAAGUGGCCUCUCCCCGCGGGGAGCCGGGCCCGUCCCCACGCAACAACGCACUUUAUCUGGUUGUGACAAUCCAUAAUACCGUCCUUCCUUCUGUGUCUCACCUCCCCUUGCAUUAACCAGUAAGCUAAGAUGUGGCUUUCUGUGUAAACUUUGCUGCUGUGUGCUGGACGUCUUCAUAAGACAAGCUGGAAUAAGAGGGGCAUUAGGUGCGUCACGUUUUAAUGUUAUGUUCUGUUGCUUUUGACGCCGAGGUAGCUCCUUUCAGUGAAAAUUAUUACAUAUUUAUAUAUUUAUUAAUUUAUUAUUUUUGUUUUGUCAACCUAUCUUUAGGUUGUAGCGGAGCAGAGCCAGAAGUCUGGCCCGAAAAUAGCGUCACUGGAAUUGUUUCCCAGGUAACAUUUAAAAGUAUUUGGUCAAAUGUAAAAUUGCAUGCAUGUGUGGAAGUGCGCGUGUAUGGGCGUGUGUGGGUGUCAGGUGGUCCUCCCAGGCACUGUGGGAGACAGCGCUGGUGACAAAUAUUCCUGAGUGCUGUAAGUACAACUAUCUCUUAAUAGAGCUUAUGAAACCUGU